Molecule: messenger RNA, 3008 nt
Organism: Maniola jurtina (meadow brown)
Lineage: Eukaryota; Metazoa; Arthropoda; Insecta; Lepidoptera; Nymphalidae
Exons: 19
Coding region: 93-3002 (969 amino acids)
Molecular function (GO): protein binding
Source: RefSeq, a predicted model, not a curated record
UUGUAUUGUACGUUCACACAUUUUUAUUGCGAUAAUAAAUUGUUUUAAACUAAAAACUAUCUUAGUUUUUGUUUAGGAAAGACAGAAAAACCAUGGAUGAAGAAAAUGGAGUGGGAACGAGACAGUUUAGGAUAGAUUUUGUCGAGGAAACUGAGGACACUUUUCCAGUGAGCAAGCCUAGAAAGUCCUUGGGUGUCUCGAACUCUACCUUUCGACCGCUGCGGCUCGGAAGUGUUUUGCAUACGUGGACAGAUCUAUCGAGGAUUAACUAUAUCCCUGCUUUGACAUUCUCGGAUUUACGUAGAGAAUCCCGUGUUCUAAGCACCAGCGUGUUUCCAAAGAACUUUACGAAUAUCGACUUCGAUAAAAUUACAAUAAAUAGUAAAGAUAAUGACAGCACGAUCUCCGAAACCUUUUUCGUGAACGCGACGUCACUGCUGAAUGAAGAUAACUUAUGGGGAUGUUUUUACAAUUUCCCGGGUUUGUACGAAGACGCGUAUUCCCCUGUGGUUCGUAUUAGGAAGAUAGAAGACGUUCCCGAACUUGAAAGAGGAGUGCUUACGGGGGACAUGGUCACCGCAUGUCUUAGUUAUUUGAAGCGAACACCGAUUCUAGGAGACUUUGUUUACAUCAAGCUCGAUCUAUCAUCGAAGUAUCUAACUAACAUAGAUGUAUUGCAGCACUACAAAUACAUAGUAUAUUUAGAUCUCUCUUCAAAUUUAAUAAGUGAUCUAAAUGUUCUGUCAAAGCUUCCAUAUUUACAGUAUUUUUCUGUGAAUUACAACAGAUUAAGAACUGUUUUGGAUUACGAAACACCGCAAUGGUUUUUAACUGAAGUACACUACAGAUAUAACUCUGUGUUAACGAUUCGUGAUCUGAGUGCGCUGUGGUCGAUUACUGUACUAGAUCUAGCGCACAAUAAUAUUAAAGAGAUAAGUGGACUUCAAAAUUUAAGAUAUUUGCGUCACCUCGACCUCUCGUUCAAUCAUAUCCAACGAUUGGAAAAUCUGAAUCACCUGCGUCUUUUGUGGUUGGACGUCUCCUAUAAUAACUUAUCGAGCUUCGAGUUUGGGCCAGACGCAGGCCUGUGGACACUGCUACAUCUCGAGUAUCUUAAUUUAAACGAGAAUAACCUUAUGUCUAUGAAAAUAUUUUCGGGUUGCACAAGAAUUCGAGAACUGCACGCGAAGAAUAACAGAUUCAGUAUGUUGCUGGAGCUAGCGGUGUACAUGCGAAAGCUAAGACGUCUCAUGCUGGUGGACCUCCGCUCCAACCCCGUGUGCAACGUGCCGGGGUACAAGGACGUCGUCAUCAAUACAUUCCCUACCUUGCUCAACUUGGAUGCUAGGGAUUUGGAUCCCGUAGAAAAGCGUUCUUCGAUGAUGUACAUGUCACCCGACGUAUCAGUGUUCGCAAGUCGACGGCUUCUUCGCCUGCUUUACAUUCAGCAGCUGACGAGGUCGCGAGUGUCGCCCUACGUCCCUCCGGCUGACACCACCGAUGUUCCCAUCAUAGUGCUUGUAGGCAAUGAGGCUGUUGGUAAAGGAAGCCUAGCCCGGCGUCUUGCAGAAGAAUGCAGCAACAAAAUAGAGCUGGCCCUGCAGCACACAACAGCUGGCUACCAUUACGCGAACCACUACAAAGUUAUAACGAGACGCAACUUCGACGGCAUGCUUCUCGCUGGGGACUUCCUGACUUACAGCGAAAUGGACGGCGAAUCAUAUGGACUAAGUCGCGAGGAAGCGUUCGUAAAAGAUGGAAAAGUCAAGUUGGUUACAAUGGAUUUGUUGGGUGCUCUCAUGUUGAAACUGCGCGGGUACCGACCGUUCCUGAUAUUAGCGCACUAUUUGGACAAACGAAACCUCGCUCUUAGACAACAUGAACGGAAGGAGGCAAGAAAUUUAGCUCAUGAGAAAAGGCUAUCCCAGGUCUCUUCUAGAGAGUUAUCAGCUUUACAAGUUCUACUUUCCGGUCGAAUCAUUAUUAACGGAAUACUUAACGAGAUACUUCAGGUCUUGACAGACGAUAAAGAAAGAAGUGAAUUUAUAAUAGAUUCAGAAUGUUCUCUCAUGAUGGACAGCGAGACACGUCGAAAUGUAGAUUUCAAGGCUAUCGACAGAAUCGCUUUGUCUAUUUCGAACUCUUCGUUAGUGGAAGAUAAGGCCGAUCUAAAUAAAAGUAAGAACAUAGAUUCUGGUCUGCGUUCCCUUUACAGGGAACCUCAGGGUAUUGACGAAUACGUCAGCGAUGUGUGUGGACUCGAUUUUAAUCAAGAACGAAACCAGUCAAAAAAACCCUCAACUGAUCGCUCCUUACCAAAUAAACAAGAUCCAACAAACGCACCUGUGCAAAAGAGUAUUGACUGUAACAAAUCUUUCACGUGGAAAGGUUUUGGUGCCGCUGAUAGUAGAAAAUCAUCUAAGUCCGUCACAUUCACAUCUCCUGAAAACACCGUGUUUAUUGAUCAAGUGCCUUCUACUUCUGGAAUGAUGGUCGAACCUCGGAUUGAUAGAGAAAUGGAGAAUUUGCUAAUGAAGUCCAUUAGCGAAAAGGUGGCGUGGCCUCACGCAGACGCGAAACCGCAGGACUCGGACCUCUGGCUCGCGUUCCUAAUUGAAAACGGCCUGUUUGUGAACAGCGACACCACUGAACAUUGUGAUCAAGAUCGCCGACCAACUAACACUGAUGAUCCAAAUUUUAUAGUAAAUCAACUAGACCAUUACAAGGAGAUACCUUCAGAAAGUUUCACAACACACAUAAAGGAUACUUAUGAGGAAAUUCAUCGAAAUACUCCUGGUCUUUUCUGGGACACCAUCACUAUGGAUAACCCUGAAGCAGCGUUCAAGAAAAUGAAAACGGUGAUUAAAAAUAUCGUGAAUUCCCAGCCAGACCUGAAGCCAAUGAUAGAUAUAGACUUAACCAAUAUGAAGAACUGUUCAAUAGUUAAGAAAAAGCUUGCCAAUAUUCAUAGUCAAAUUGCUCCACAACGGCUGUUUUACUGAAGUAAA